AUGUCAGGAUAUGUUUCCAUCAAGGAGAAAUCUCCCCAAGAGGAGGGUAGAGGCCACAACGAGCCUCGGGAGACGUCGCCCGGUCGAAUCGAGCUUACAGCGGUAUCGGGAAUGAGGUUCUUCGCUACUCUCUUCCUCGUAUGUGGAAGGUCGAUCGAGACGUUGUGGAUCGACAGUGGGAGCGAGGCAAAGUUUCUCAGCGUCACUCUCUGCAGUGGCCUGCACCUUGGAGCCAAGGACGUGGUCUCCUUCUACUACGUACUCAGUGGCUUCACAUUGGCGUGGGGCUAUGGCAACCGAGAUCUCGAUUCGUCUGAGGUUCGGUGGAGGUACUGGACAAGAAGGUUCGUUCGGUUCUACCCGGAUUUCGCUAUAUCCACAAUAGUCACUUUCUUGUUGAAACAACCUUUCUUCUUUGGCUGCCAUGACUACGGAUGGCCAAGUUGGGUAUCUCAAGGAACAAGCCUCCUCCUCUUCACUGCAUGGUAUCGCUUUAUCCCUGGGUCUGGAUACAUCAAUGGCCCUGUUUGGUUCAUUGUAACGCUGUUCUGGCUGUGGAUUUUCUUUCCAUAUCUGUUCGGCGCAAGCAAGAAGGUUUUCGAGAAUGUCUCUUGGAGCACCUUCCUGUUGAAAAUGCUGGCGCUGUGGGUGAUCAGCUUGGUCCCCUGGGCUUUCAUCGAUGAAUCUAACGUGGAUACUUUGAGAUGGGCGCUUCGAUGCUUCCCAAUUCUCCGCAUUCCUGAGUUUGUCUGUGGGAUUGCCCUUGCUCUAAGAGUGCGCAGGGACAAGGACGAACUGAGACUGUACGGCAGCUCAGACUCAGAGUUUCAUCCUCGCUCUUUCGUGGGCUUCGCUCCCCUCAUCUGCGUAUUUUUUGCCUUGUUCUAUUACGCGUACAGCAUCUACUUGUGGCCUGAGGACUGCACGUGCUUGGACUCGAGAUACUUUCAUUGCUUCGGAUGGAUUGAGGCCUUCGACACCAAGUUCCUGCCCUUGUCAGCUAUCGUCAUCUACAGCGUCACAACGUUGGACGUCUGCGCUCACGACAACGGGACUGCUGAGUUUGAUAAUGUCAAGAAGCACGUCGGCGUUGUCGGAGCCUACCUGUGGAGCUUCUUCUGCCUCGACUUCUUCGUCAUGGUGGGCAAGUGGGGGCUGCCCAUCUUCUUGUGGCAGGCUGCGGUGAACGUGCUGGUCGAGGCCUUCCUGGUGGACGUUCACUGGGGGUUGGAGAGCCGCUGCACACCACAGUCCUUCACGCUCGCAUACGCCGUUUUCUACUGGAUCUUCCACUUGCUCUCGGCGUAUGUCGUCGCGUACCUCAUGUACGAAGAGGGGCCGGUCGGACGCCUCAUACACUCGGGCGUCGCGUACUUUGUGAAAGAUAGCUGA
Messenger RNA from Guillardia theta CCMP2712, 1392 nucleotides. RefSeq lists its product as hypothetical. NCBI's taxonomy places the organism in Eukaryota, Cryptophyceae, Pyrenomonadales, Geminigeraceae. The record is from RefSeq and is a predicted model, not a curated record. The coding region runs from base 1 to 1392 and encodes 463 amino acids. The transcript is spliced from 5 exons.